ACAAAGUUUAACUGCAAAACUUUCAGAACUGUCAAACCGACCGGAACAUUUUCUGGAGCCCCGGUGAGGUUUAACACCCGCCCAUCUCUCAUCAGACCAGAGACCCUCCCUCCUCGGAGAAAAACACAGAAUACAGAACAGAACCAGCUGGGUCCUCAGACACGUCUUUAUCAAAACAAGAUGAAAACGUUCAUGUUGUUGCUUCUCUUCUGUCACGUCUCAUCUCCAGUGAAACACUCAUUCAAGAUUUUACUCACUGGAUCUUCUGGACUCCCAAACUUCCCAGAGUUUGUGGGUGCUACAGUGGUGGAUGAAGUUCUGGUGGGUUACUCGACACCAAGAAAAGAUACUAGAAUGCAAACAGGACUGGGUGAAAACCUUUUUGAAAACAAUCCUCAGCAGUUGGAGUUUUACACUGAAAGAUGUUCUGAGACUGAGCCAAACACCUUUAAAGCCAGAAUAGAUAACUUCAAGCAGCACUUCAACCAAAGUGGAGGUGUCCACAUUCUCCAGAGGAUGAAUGGCUGUGAGUGGGACAUUGAGACUGGAGAGGUCAGUGGUUUUGAUCAGUAUGGUUAUGAUGGAGAAGACUUGCUAGCAUUCGACCUGAAUACAUCGACAUGGAUCGCUCUGAAACCACAGGCUGUCAUCAUCAAACAAAGAUGGGAUGCUGACAAAUCUACAAUAAAACAUAUUAAGAUUCUCCUCACUCAGAUUUGUCCUGAAUGGCUGAAGAUGUAUUUGGACUACAGCAAGAGGUUUCUGCUGAGAAAAGCGGCCUGCUGUCGAGAAGGCAACUCUAACAUGUUCAUUCUCAUCGCUGCUGGAGUGGCUGUUCUUGUUGUUCUUGCUGUCUACAUCGCCGCUGCCACUGGAUUCAAUUUUUACAAAAAUAAGAAAACCAAACUCCCUCCACAAUAGGCUGGAAAUCCUGAACACCUUUUGGUGGAUCUGCAGAGUUCAUCUGAACGACCAGCCUCUGGACAGGCUGCAUCAUCCUCUGGUUAUUAAAGGCAGCUCAGUAACAGUGGCUUUUUCCUUACAGCUCCUCACAACAUCUCUACGCACUCUAUGUCAACGAGCAUAAACUUCUGAUUUAUAAACCCAUCCUGCACACAGAGAGUUAUUUCAAAUGGGACGGUAAGCAGUAAAUGCUGUGACGUGAACUAUUCACAUCUCCAGUUAAACAACACCUGAAAUGAUAAGCUUCCUACAACACACCUUUAUAUUAAAGCCCCUAAAAAACGUACUUUAGAAAUCUUGAGUAUAACUAUAACAUGAAAUAGUCAUGAAGCAACAAGCAACAAAAGAAAAAUGUUUUAAAUUUCUUCAUUAAGAGUUGACAAAAUGUUGAGUUUGUCGCCAGUGGAAUUGAAAAUCUUUAUGGUGAAGUAUAUGUUUGUGUGUGUGUAAUUAAAAUUAUUUCUGUAUUAUAGGUUUAUAUACUCAAACAUUCAGUUCAUAUACUCACUGUAUAACUAUAUAACUCUAUUUGUACUCUAUGUAGAUAUGCAUAUGGUUUGGGUCUUAUAGAUAAACUACUGUAACAUGUAUGGAACCAUCCCAAUGAAGUAGGGGUAAAUAAAAUGACAACUUGAGAGAAACAUCCUGAUUAUUUAACUUAAUUAAAAGAAAAAUGUUGUGUAAAUAUUCUGAUUUAUAUAUUUUUUUAAAGUGUGGUUUUGGUCUUUAAUAAUCUCAGCCAACACUCAGCAUGUCAGAUGUGUUUGAUAUUCU
This is a messenger RNA of Perca fluviatilis (European perch), 1737 nucleotides long. Its product is annotated as major histocompatibility complex class I-related gene protein-like. Lineage: Eukaryota; Metazoa; Chordata; Actinopteri; Perciformes; Percidae. The transcript is spliced from 7 exons. Gene Ontology annotation, biological process: immune response. Bases 181 to 921 code for a protein of 246 amino acids. Gene Ontology annotation, cellular component: external side of plasma membrane. The record is from RefSeq and is a predicted model, not a curated record.